Messenger RNA from Drosophila grimshawi, 893 nucleotides. Its product is annotated as skin secretory protein xP2-like. The record is from RefSeq and is a predicted model, not a curated record. Lineage: Eukaryota; Metazoa; Arthropoda; Insecta; Diptera; Drosophilidae. The transcript is spliced from 3 exons. Bases 1 to 855 code for a protein of 284 amino acids.
AUGGUAACAAUAACCAAACAAAAAUUCUUGGUCGUUGCCGUUGCCUUUCUGGCCUGCGCCAGUGCCGAUGUCUCCCAUCUCGGUGGAUCUGGCUACAACUAUCAAGCACCCGCUCCGGCUCCGGUUUACCAGCCCGCUCCCGCACCUGUGCACUACGAAGCACCCGCUCCGGCUCCGGUUUACCAGCCAGCACCUGCUCCCGUCCACUAUGAGCAACCCGCACCUGCACCAGUGAACAGCUAUGUGCCACCAGCACCAGCACCAGCACCAGUGCACUACGAGGCACCCGCUCCGGCUCCGGUCUACCAGCCUGCACCUGCUCCGGCUCCAGUCUACCAGCCUGCACCUGCUCCAGUCCACUACGAGCAACCCGCACCUGCUCCAGUCAACACUCCUGCACCCGCACCACUGCCCAUUAAGGUUGCUCCUGCACCCCAGCCCGUGAACACCUACAUUCCACCUGCAGCCGUCCCAGCACCCGCCCAUAUCGUCCCAGCACCCGUUCACAGCGGUCCAGCUCCUGCACCCAUUCACAUUGAGGCUCCUGCCCCAGCUCCAGUCAACCAGUACAUCCCACCUGCAGCUCCCGCACCUAUCCACCAUGAUAUUCCAGCUCCAGCUCCCGUUCAUGUGGCUCCUGCUCCAGCUCCGGUCAACCAGUACAUCCCACCCGCAGCCCCCGCUCCCGCACCAAUUCACCAUGCUCCGGCACCAGUUCACCAUGCUCCCGCACCAGUUCACCAUGCUCCCGCACCAGUUCAUAUUCCUCAGCAGCCCCUCGAGGAAAUCGAGCCCAUCUCUUCCGAUGGUUACCGUUACAAGACAGUGCGUCGCGUGAUCCGUCGCCGUUUCUAGGCAGCGAUCCAAUGCCUGCCUUAUCCAGGCGCCGACAA